AUGCCCGCUCUCAGCGAUACAGAAAUGGGUGGCACCAUCGACGCAAUUAACGACUUCCCCAUUGACGUACCCUAUCAUGACCGUGAUGACCUUGAAAAGAAAUUGGUGAGGAAGCUUGAUUUACGUAUGUCCGUGAUAAUGGUUUUGUAUACUCUGAACAUGAUCGACAGAUCAAACGUUGGCAAUGCUCGGCUACAAGGAUUUGAGAAAGACCUGCACCUAGAGGGGCAGCAAUACGCCACGGUCUUGUCCAUCCUAUAUAUUGGAUUCAUCAUCAUAGAAGUGCCAGGGAACAUGUUUCUGCACUGGCUGGAGAGACCUUCUAUCUUUAUUCCGUCUUGUAUGAUAGUAUGGGGUGGAAUAUCAGUAUUGAUUGAUCCAAGUUAUACCGAAGUUUUAGUCGCCCGUCUCUUUCUUGGCUUUGCCGAAGGGCCCUUCCUCCCUGGUGCCCUAUUUCUUAUAUCUGGAUGGUACAAGCGGGACGAGCUCGCCACGAGAACAGCUCUCAUUUCCUCUGGAAUUUUAUUCAGCGCUGCGUUCGGAUCCCUUUUUGCAUCUGGUAUACUUGGCAGUAUGCAAGGCAAACUUGGUCAAGCUGCAUGGAGAUGGCUAUUUUAUAUUGAAGGGGGCAUCACCAUCUUAGUCGCGAUUUGCGCGAUAUUCAUACUCCCUGAUUUCCCGCACAAUACCAGGUGGCUCACUCCAGAGGAAAGAGCUCUUGCCAUCUCUCGCCUUGAAGAAGAUGGCUUUGGUAAGUUUGGGAAACAAACGACCGUGCAAGGACUGUGGGAUGCCGUGUCUGACUGGAAGGUGUGGUGGUUUUCGGUUGCGUUCAUGUUCCAGUACAUAGCGCAGUGUUUCUUCGCUUACUUCCCAACGCUAUGCGCAACACUGGGAUAUGACACGACUACAACAUUGCUACUCUGCGCUCCUCCGUGGGCGUUCGCGGCUAUAGCGGCAUUUGCUCUUACAUGGUACUCUGACAAGAAGCAGAAACGUUACAAAUAUUAUGUUGCCUCCAAUGCACUCGGUGCCUUUGCAUACAUCAUAUCGAUGUUUACAAUGAACAAAGCUGCGCGCUAUAUUUCGAUGUUCCUGAUGGCUCAACUCAUCGCUGGAUAUCUGGUGCUAUGGGGGUGGGCCAACAACACUUUCGCCAGAGAACCUGCGAAGCGAGCUGUUGCUAUUGCUUUGAUGAACGGAAUGGGGCAGAUAGGCAAUAUUGCUGGAUCGUACGCAUGGCCGCUGAACUGGGGCCCAACAUAUCGUUAUUCCUAUGUCGUCAGCAUCGCAGCAAUGGGGGUUUCCACAGCCAUGUUUGGUGGGAUGUAUUUAUAUCUGAAGCAUCUGAAUGAGCAGAUUGAGAUAAACGAGCGGAAUGAGAAGGAUAUUAGAGAGCUUCAGGUCCCGAUUGGUUUUAGAUAUUUGGUGUAGUAGAUUGUUUCUGGC
This is a messenger RNA of Suillus subaureus, 1449 nucleotides long. Its product is annotated as major facilitator superfamily domain-containing protein. Gene Ontology annotation, biological process: transmembrane transport. Gene Ontology annotation, cellular component: membrane. The coding region runs from base 1 to 1434 and encodes 477 amino acids. Lineage: Eukaryota; Fungi; Basidiomycota; Agaricomycetes; Boletales; Suillaceae. The transcript has 9 exons. Gene Ontology annotation, molecular function: transmembrane transporter activity. The record is from RefSeq and is a predicted model, not a curated record.